CCUGCAGCUGAGCGGUUUGAUCUGCUGUGUACUUGAAGAUGGUCGUCUCUGGAUGUAGCAGCGACAGCCCAGGUGGAGCUCAUCAUCUAGAUGUAGUGACGACAGUUCAGGCAUAUCACAGUAACUGAGGGGUGUAGGGAGAGAUGACCAGAGAAACAGAGAUCGAAACACCUGAUUCUGGAGCUGUAUUUGCCUUUGGGAAAAAUGAGAUUGCUGACAACGUGCCCAGUAAAUUUUGGCUGAAGAACGACAAACCUGUACACAUUUCGUGUGGACAUUCACACUCAGCCUUCGUGACAGAGCACGGUCGUCUGUUUGUGUUCGGCAGUAACAACAGGGGCCAACUUGGUCUGGAAACAAAAAGCCCUAUAACCAAACCAGUCUAUGUGAGAGCCUUGAAAGGUGAGAGAGUUCAGUUUGCUGCCUGUGGGACCAAUCAUACUAUUGUAAGCACUUCACAGGGUGAGAUAUUUGCAACUGGAAGAAACAGCAAGGGACAACUUGGUUUAGGCCACUGUGAUGACAGAACCUCAUUUGAGCAGCUCCACCCAUUCUGUGAUCGUGUUCCAAUUAAACUGCUGUCUGCUGGAUGCAACACUUCAGCUGCACUGACAGUGGAUGGAAGGCUUUUUCUGUGGGGCGAUAAUUCUGUUGGUCAGCUUGGUUUGGGGUCAGAGAAACAUGCGUUGUUGCCACAAGAGCUGAAAGUGGGCCGUCCCAUUAUAGGUGUCUCAUGCGGAUCCAGUCAUUCAGCUCUAUGCACUGACACUGGGGAUGUGUUUACAUUUGGCGAGACAGCAGACGGUAGACUUGGCCUCUCUGCUGAUCAGCUGGUCAAUCACAGGCAACCACAGCAGGUGGGCACUCUGGAAGGGGUGCUACAGGUAGCCUGUGGAGGCACACAUACUCUAGCCCUAACAGAGAAUAAAUUGUACUCAUUUGGUCGUGGUGAGUUUGGGCAGUUGGGUUUGGGAACAUUUGUCUUUCAGGCAGAUUUACCAGCUGCUGUUGGCCACUUCAGAAAAGGGAGGGUCACUUGUGUUGCCUGUGGAGAAAACCACACUGCCCUCAUCACAGAUAGUGGUCUCCUCUACACAUUUGGAGAUGGUCGUCAUGGGAAAUUAGCCCUUGGAGAUGAAAACUUCACCAAUCAGUUCACUCCAACUGUGUGCCAGCGCUUCCUUGACUACACUGUAAUGACUGUUGCAUGUGGGUCCAGUCACACGCUGGUAUUUGCACACUUACGGCACCAAGAAAGUGAAGAGGUUUGUUUGGAAGAUGAAGAUGUCACCUACUCAUGCCUAGACAGGUGUUAUACCUCAAUGUUGUUGGGACAGACACUUGAGGAUAUCCUUGAACGUACAUCCAAACCUGUUUCACAGCCUUUUAUCUUCCCUGCCUCUCUACCUGCCUCUCAUCGCUGGAGCCUAUCAGCACGUUCUAGACGAAGACAGCGGGGUUCCUUAGAGCAAUUUGGGGCAUGCUUUCGCAAUCUUCCUCCUUUAACAACAGGACUCGUCUCGCUGCCAAUCUCCCAAAACAUCCUUCUUCCCAAACCACCACCAAGAACCUCCAAAAAACAUUCUUAUGGAUGCCCCCCCACAGAUGGAUCCACUGAGUCACUCAGUCAAAAUGGAACUUGUUGCAUCAAUAGUACUGCUUGCACAUCUUCAGGCAAGUCUGUGAACAAGAUUACAGAACACAGACAGGAUUUCAGAGGUCCUCAUGAAUUUAGUCCUUCCAACAAGAAACCCAGGCAGAGAAAAGAGAAGAUGUCAAGAUUGAUCUCUGUAGGACAAGCAAACAUAAGGCCAGACAUUACGCUUUGUGAGGCCUUGCCCACUAAACAUCUGACUGGGUCUAUGUCCUGUAACUCACAAAGAGACUGUUCAUCCCCAGAUAGUGUAAAGCAUAAGAAAUGCAAAACAGAAUGUCCAGAGGCCUACAUUCAUGUAACAGAAACUACCAUUGGUAGCCCAUGGUCAUGCUGUGAACCUGCUUCUAAAACAAGCAUAAAAAAUACGGAGGCUAUCAAAAGUAAAAAAAAAGGAGUCAAGAAUCAACAAACAACGGGCAAGUCAUCUCACUUGAGAAUGAUGGAGAAAAACGCUGAAGAAGCCAAAACUAACAUCAAACUAAAGAUCAAAACUGAAAAACAAGACACAUUUAUUAUAUCCACGGCAGUGUAUGGUCAAGACACUUCUUUGGGAAAAGUUCAACAGGAGCUCAAGUCAAGUCCAGGCAAAGUUCAAAAGCCAGCUGUCAAAAUUCAAAAAGAGGUCAAGUCUACUGUAGCUACAGUUCAUCAAGUAAUAAGAACACCAACAAAAGUUCAAAAUAUGAAAUCUUUGCAUCUCAUAGCACAAGACUCCAAGACCAGUACUACAGAGAGAGGCCCUAAAAAGACCAAAUCUCUUAAUGUACAGUCUAGUGGUGUUAAAUUUCAAGAAGAUCAAUCAGACACUGUGGUAAAUGUUCACAGAGGGGUAACAUCUUCCCUCAGUAAGGUUCAAGAGGUCGAUUCUGCUCCUUUCAGAGUUCAAGAGGUAAAGUUGACCCAAGCCAAUGUGCAAAAACAGGAAACGUCCAUACCUGUGAAAAUUCCAGAAAAACUCUUGGAUUCAAAAAAGAUACAGAGUAGUACUAAAAGAUUCAAAGGCAAGAUAAAGGGCAAAAAGAGAAAGCAAAAUGAGGACAUCCACCAAGAUGAAGGAGGGCAGGAGAAACAAAGUUCAGUUCACCAAAACCCCUUUGCAAUGCGUAGUCCUUUAUCCGCAGUUUCUUUACAUGCCAUAGGAGGGGAGGAGGUUGGAGAACAGGAGUUCAAAAGAAUGUCAGAAAAACUAAAGGGCAAAUGGUUGGAAGGUGACAACACAAGGUUUCAGCUUGAGCACGUAUACCUCGAAAAAGAGUGUACAAGACAGGUCAAAAGUAAAAAAAUUACAAAUGACAGUGUCAAAAUUGUCAGCUCACCCAUUGAGUUCAAUAUGUCAACAUUUAAUAAAAUAGCAGCCUCAGAAAAAAGCCAGGCAGUAACCAGUGGCAUGCCUUUGUCCAAAACCAACAGCUCAUUAUCCAGUAAAACAUCAACUCAAUCCAAACAACAGUCAACGUCCAGCUUAUGGUCAACCCCUGACAAAGAACAGUUAGCAAUCCUUGGAUUACCAAACACAGCAAACAAUCAGUUGCCUUCCAGUAAGUCAUCAAGCACAGCUAAAAGCCAGCCAACAUCAAGUAACUGGUUCACUCCAACAAUUACGCAGUUAGAUGAGAUAGAUAACAGUCAGUCACCAUUAAAAGAAAAGAAAAUGGUUGGCAAAAAAGUGAAUAAAAGCUCAAUAAAACUCUCAGAACAAGCAUUUGUAACAAAGAAUCAAGAGAUGGACAGGAAACCACAAGCCAAACAGAGCCCAACUCUGGAUAAUGUAGUAUCUGUUCUAUCAUCCCUGGCUGUGGUUGGUUCUGUGCCACUUCUAAUUGAAGCAGCAGAACAUGGCAUUAACAAUAAACCCCAAUCUGCUUCCUCUGAAACUUCACAAAUUAGUGGCAUUGCAAAAAAGCCUGAGUCAUCUUCAUAUUCCUCUGUCCCAUUACCCCAAGAAACAAAUGGUGGUGCUGUACUUGGGAAGAGGACAGCAGUGCAAAUCAGGAUUCUUCCAGACCAGAAAGAAGAGAAGAACUGCAUAGAUCUGGACCAGCCAGCAAUUAAUCAAAUCGAGGAAGACAAGAGCAGUACAAACAUAGAAAACUACAGAAGAGGAGGUUAUUCUGAAGCUGGAGAAACAGAACAGAUUUCACAUGGAGAGGAAAAGUCAAAUAGGGAAGAACACCAGUCAGAGGAAUGGGAUAUGAAGGAAAAGAAAAACAAUGAGUUUAGGGAAGAAACUGACAAUUCUUUAGUUGGGACAGAGGAAGAAGAUGGAGAAAGAGAAGGAAGGGGAAACCAGAAUGUAGCUGAAGGGAGUGAGGGAGGGAGAAAUGAAAAAGAGGAGGACAGCUGUGAGGGAGAUAGUGAUGUUAAAGAGGAGGAAGAUGGAGGAGACCAUAGUGGAGAUGAAGAGACUGUGGCAGAGGGUAUAGAAGGGAGGGAAAGUGAAGGAGAGGAGAAAAAUGAAGAACAAAGUGAGGAGGAAGAGAGUGGAUCUGAAGAACAUGAAGAGAAUGACAGUAGUGACAGAGAGACCAGUAAAAGUGAAGAUAAGAACAGAAAAGAGGUGAGUGGAGAUGAAGGGGUUGAAGGAAAGGAGAGUGAAGAAGGAGAAACUGAAGCAGAAAAGAGAGGAAAUGAAGAAAAUGAAGAGGAGGGAGAAAGUGAGUGGGAGAAAGAGGAAGCAAAUGAGAUUGAGGUGGAUAAGGGUGAGAUGAGUGACAGUGCGAAGGAGGACAGAGAGGAACAAGAGAGUGAUGGAAAAGAAGGUGGAGAUGGAGAGAAUGAGAAUGAAGUUGAAGCACAAGAAGAAACAGAAAGUGAGGUAGAAAAGAGUGGGGAUGAACAUGAGGAGGUGAGCAAAGAUGAAGAGACCAUGCAGGGAGAAGGAGAGAGUGAUAGUGAACAGUCAUGGACUGAAGAAGAAAAGGAAGAAGGAAAGAAGGAGUUUGAGAAUGAGGCAUCAGGAGAGGAGGAAGAAAAAGAAGAACAGAGUGAAGAUGAAGAGGAAGGAGAGAGUGAAAAUGAAGAAGAGACAGAAGAGGGGGAAGAGAUUGAAGGAGGAAGUGGUGGAGACGAACAGGCAGUGGAAGGAGAGAACAAGAAUGAGGAGGAGGAGGGGGAUGAAGAGGGGGCAAGUGAAGAUGUUAACGGUGAAGAACAAAGUGACACAGAAGGUGAAGAGGAGGAGAAAGAUGAACAAAAAGAAGAGCAGGAGGAAGAAGAGGUAGAAUCGGAAGAAGCAGAAGAGGAAGCUCAGGAUGAUAAAGGAAGUGAAGAAGAGGAAGAUGAAACUGGAGAGCAAGGGGAAGAGGGGGAAGAGGAAGGAGAUGAGGGAGAAGAAGAAAGUGAAGAAAAAAUGAAGGAAGCAAAAGAGGGUGGAUGUGAAGAUGAGGGCAAGGAUGUUGAAGUUGAGGGUGAGAAAGAAGAGAAUGAGGAAGAAGGGGAGGGAGAAGGUGGAGAUGAGGGCAAAGAGGAGGAGGAGAUAGAAGAAGAAGAAGAAGAAGAAAAAGAAGACAGACAAAGAAUUCAAGGAGUACAAGAGGGGUUUAGCAUUGCAGAGAACUCAAAGAGGGGCAGAGAACUUAAAACAAAAAAAGAAAGAGACAAUGUGGAAAUGGCAGGUGGAGAAGAAGGGAAUAUGGUAGAAAAUGCUGAAGAACACAGUGCUGAAAACAAUGGAAGAGAGAAUAGGGAAAUAGAUGGAGAGGAUCCAAAAUCAGAGAAAGCAGAGUCAGAAGGAAAGGAAGAAAUAGAGAAGAAAGUAAAAAAAAUAGUGAUUAAAGAGGAAAAGCAGAAGAAAGGGAUGGAAGAAAAUGAAGAGGUAAAAAGUAAUAGAAUCCAAAAAGAAGAUGCUGAAGAAGCACAAGAAGAGGAAUGUGAAGAGGAGGAAGAAACAGACUAUGAAGAGAAUAUAAAAGAAAUGAAAAAUAUAGAGGAAGCUGAAAAGGGAGAGGAAGAAAAGAAAGAGUCUGAAGAAUCAGUGGAAGAAGAAGGAGAAGAAGAAGGAGAAGAAGAAGAAGAAGGAGAAGAAGAGGAGGAAGAGGAAGAAGCAGAAGAAGAAACAGAAGAAGGAGAAGAAGAAGAAGAAAAGGAAGUAAUUCACAAGAAGGGAUCUAAAGCAAAACCUAAAGCAGUGCCCCUGGCAAAGCAAGCAGUUAGAGAAAGAAAUAAGAGAGACAAACUAGAUCACCACACAAAGAAGCAAGUACCUUGUGCUUCACAGGACACUCAGUUCUGGAACAAUGUCUUGCCACAGUAUUUGGACCUGAAAUGAUUUCCAUAGUCAUGUAUACAGAAACAUACACUGCUUGGCCAAAAGUAUGCAAAUACCUGAUCACAACUAUAUAAGCUAGUUGGCCACUGUUUGCUGCCGUUAUAAUCUCCACUCUUCUAGGAAGGCUUUCCACAAGACUUUGAGAGUGUGUCUUUAGGAAUUUGUGCCCAUUUAGUCAAAAAUGCAUUUGUGAGGUUGCACUGAUGUUGGACGAGAAGGCCUGCAAUUGAUGUUCCAGUUCAUCCCAAAGGUGUUCAGUGAGGUUGAGGUCAAGGCUGUGUGCGGGCCACUGGAGUUCUUCCACAUCAGACUUGUCAAAUCAUGUCUUUAUGGUUGUCACUUUUGUACUGGGGCACAGUCAUGUUGGAGCAGGAAAGGAGCUUCCCCAAACAGUUACCACAACAUUUGAAGCAUAUAAUUGUCUAAAAUGCCUUUGCAUGCUGUAGCAUUAACGUUACCCUUCACUUGACCUAAGGGGCCUUACCCAAACCUGGAAAGACAGCCCUAAUCAUAAUCUCUCUACCACCAAAUUUUAAUCAAUUUUAGCACUACGCCUUCCAGUAGGUACUGUUCUCCUGACAUUCACCAAACCCAGAUUCUUCCAUCAGGCUGCCAGAUAGUGAAACAUGAUUCAUCACUACAGAGAACACAUUUCCACUGCUCCAGAGUCCAGUGGCAGUGUACGGUCUCAAAUGAACACUGAGAAAUGCUGAAGUCUUAAAAGAUAACUUUAUGUAGCCUGUUGAUUUCUUCUUUUGAACUGCUGAAACCAAAUGUUCUGUAUGUUAAGGAGCACCCCUUGCAGCCACAGGCAUUCUUUUGCUCCAGAGAAGCCACAUGAGCCUAAGGUCACCAUGCUAAAAUCCAAGCAUUGGCUAUAGGGCUUUAAAGCUUCCCAUCAUUUGCUGGUAGAGCAGGUUAAUUGUGUUCUCUGGAGUGAUGCCUCAUCAAAUAGCUUUGUGAUGAGUUGGAGAGUUGAAGAGCUGAGUUGGAGACCUAAUCAUCCAACAUCAGUACCUGACCAGCUCUGAAUGCAUUCAAAUCUUCACAGCAGGGUUCCAACACCUAGUGUAAAGCCUUCUCAGAAGAGUAGAGGCUGUUGCUGCAGCAAAGGGCUCCUGUUGAUAAUCUUGUGUUCAGAAGAGGUGUUGGAUGAGCAGGAGUCAUACAUGACAUCCUGCACUAUGCCACUCCCCAAAACUGGAACAUCAGUCUGAAAGAUGUCAAUCAAACAGAAAAAAGCAAAAGGGGCAAUACCAGAUCAGUUACAAGUUCAAAUAACAUUAUAGAAUAUGUCCUAGGACGUAACAGUUGUCCUUCAUCAGUGGUCACAGGAUGCUGCCCACAGGACACUGGUGGCUAGAUAUUUUUGUUGGUGGAUGAUUCUUAGUCCAGCAGUGACAUUGAGGUGUUUAAAAUAAGAAGAAUGAUCCACAAUCCAAAUAAUGCCUGAUCUCUGGUGGUUGUCAGGACCAAGGGCAGUCCCCUUCAACCCCAGGCCUCCAACAUAAUAUUAUGAAAAAAAAGAUUUUUUUAAUACUGGCUAAACACUUUCACUAAUAACAGCUCUAAGUCUAAGUUCUAACUGUUCUAAUUCUAAGUUCUCAAAAGAUGUCAAAAAGAAAAGAGUCUUCAGACACUGAGUUCAUGGAAAGAGGGAAAAAGGCUUCUUCUUUUGAUAUUAGCUUAUUCUCUAAUAGGUGCAUCUUCAUCCAUCAAUUUGGCCAUAGCAUAUUGCGCUCACUCUUAAAAACUGGUUUUAGCUGGUUUUUACCAGUCUGCUUUACCUUUCAAAAUCAACUUGUCUCUCUUCACUGGGUCAGUAAGUACACACAGGCUUGUCCGUAAACCCAGGUGCUUUCCGAUCUCUAUUUUUUAUGCAGACACACCAAGGCCUACCCUUUGUGAGAGAAUUAAUAUUCUCUGUUAGCCAAUACUAGCUAUUCGGUUAUUGAUUACAAUAUCAAAUCUAUUUGAUUACUGAUUAAGGGAAUAUUUAUUCAAAAUCUCCAUCAUGGUCCUGUGAGCAUCCUGACCACCAGGGUAAAGAGGGCUAACAAAAUAUGCAGAGAAACAGAUGGACUACAGUCUGUAUCUGCAGAACUACAAAGUGCACCUGUAUGAUAAGUGGAGCUGAUAAAAUGGACAGUGAUCAUAGAUACAUGUUAGGUUUACCUAAAAAAAGUGCUCAGUGAGGGUAUAGUGUACCAUAAAAUGAACUUGGAACUAACAUGGAUCAUUGGUCUUUUUAAACAAUUAUUUGAUGUUUUGUUAGCACAGUGCAAAGUGUUGCAAAGUGCCUUGGCCAAAAAUUCAGAAAUAACAUUUUCCAGUUCCAGUAUUUUGUAGGACAGUAUAAUCAUCAUGGGAUAAACUACCUUUUAGCUAAAGUGCACAAUUUCUAUGUGCGUCAUUGUUGUAUGUUUAUACUAUGUAUUUUAUUUAGGGUAUGUACUUUGUGAGGCAGAAGAUGAUUUAAAUUAAAGGGAGUAAUAAACCACUUUUUAUGUUAUCCUUCAAUAACCUUAUACACUGUUAUUACCACAUACCAGCUACCACAUACUGUUCUGAUUACUGUUAUUAAACAUUAAUUGAAGUUAUGGAUAUCACCUUAAUGCAGUAGUAAAAAUAGGUCUUGAUAAUGUGUUUUUGUUUGGAAAGAGGUGAAGGAAGAUGGAUAGAAUACCCUAAAACUAUCUCAGUAAAAGUGUUAAUGAAAUAAUAACUCAAGUAGUUAAAGUAGCUACCAAAAAAUAGUGUGAGUAGGGCUAAAGCCAGUUCCUCACGAUACACACAUAAUUACAUAAUUUAGAGAUUAGUUUCAUAGUAGUUGCCAAAUAAUUAGGGUUGUAUUGAUUCACAAAAAAUGUGGAAACAGCAAAAAUAAGGAGUGCCUGAAAAUGUGCCUUAUGUUAACAUGUUAAUGUUUCUAUUUUCUGUUCAUUACAGGAUUCAAUAUUGUAAAAAUACAGUAUUUUAAAAUAAUGUCCUAGGCGUAUACUAAUAUUUUAGACGCUUUCCUCCCCAAUCUAAAGGGCUUGCUUGUU
This is a messenger RNA of Colossoma macropomum (tambaqui), 8971 nucleotides long. It is a transcript of the gene rpgra, whose product is annotated as retinitis pigmentosa GTPase regulator a. The transcript has 13 exons. Bases 144 to 5924 code for a protein of 1926 amino acids. The record is from RefSeq and is a predicted model, not a curated record. NCBI's taxonomy places the organism in Eukaryota, Metazoa, Chordata, Actinopteri, Characiformes, Serrasalmidae.